AUGGUAAGUUUGGAAAGAAUAAAAUUUAGAUUAAAAGAAUCUUUAGAAAAACAUAGAAUUAGGUUAUUAAAAACAAGAAGUGGAAAUGUAAAAAAAUGGAAUGAAAUAAAAAAUGGAAAUAAUAAUAAAAAUAUAAAUAUUAAUAAAAGUAUAAAUAUUAAUGAUGAUACAAACUUAAAUAGAAAGAAAAGUAUUUCUGAAAAUAAAUUAAUUGAUAAUUUAAAAAAUCGUAAAAUGAUUAUAUUAAAAAAUAGAAAAGAAAAGCAAUUACAUAAUGAAAUAAUAUAUAACGAAAUAAAACAAAAAAAAAAAUUAAUUGAAAAUAUCAAUCCUUUGAAAGGGAAAGAUACAAUAAACAAAUUAAAAAAUGUGAAAGAAUAUCAAAAUAAAACAAUUUCAAAACUUGGUAAUUGUAAUAUAAAGGAAAAAAGAUAUACAUUCGAUUCUAAAAGCGACGAAAUAAAAAAUGAAGUAAUUAUAAAUAAAAAUAAUGAUGAUAUAUUUAACGGUUAUGCAUUAAAAGAAAAGAAUAAGAUUAAUUUGUAUGGAUGUGGGGAUGGGGAAAACUUUCGAUAUAUAUCAAAAGAAACUCAAGAUAAUUUAAGUGAUUUAUUUCGAAACUUUGUUAAUUGUAAAAUUAAUAAUUUAUAUGUGAUAAAUGGUGAAAAAAAUAAACCCCAUAAAGAAGAACCCGAUAAUGGUGAUUUCCAAAAUGAUCCACAAAAUGAAUGGUAUGGAAAUUGUAGUUUUGUAGAAUCCAUAGACAAACAUCAAGAUUCGGAAAAGUGUAAUAUUUCAAUGGUUAAUUUAUAUGGAACGUGUCAAUAUAAUAUCAGUGAAAUGAAUACAGUAAAUCAUAAUGCAGAAUUUGAAAAAAGUGAUAAGUUUGAAAAAGGUGAUAAAUUUGAAAAAGGUGAAAAGUUUGAAAAAAAUGAUAAAUUUGAAAAACUUAAAAAUAUGAAUAGAUACAUGAUUAAUAAAAGAACAUAUGGAAGUGAUUUUAUAAAAUUAAUGGAAAUUGAAAAAAAAAUGAAAAAAAAAAUAAAAAGUUUUGAAAAAAAAAGAAAAGAAUUUAGAAGAAUGUCAAAUGAAAAAUGUUCUUCGAUUUUUUCAAAUUGCACAUCUAUAAAAAGUAUGUCUGUAAAUUCUGAAAAAUCGAUUUCACAUAAUAAAGAAUUAUUAAAAAGAGUGUCUAUACAAACUGUUUUUUCAACAAAUACAUCUAAUUUUACUGAAUCUUUAUGUUGCUCUGGUUGCAAUCCUGACUACAUUUCAGAAUAUGAAUAUUCAAACAAAGAAAGUUUUUUAGAUUAUGAAAAAUCCUUGGGAUCAAGAAGUAUAGAAUUAUUUACUACACAAAAAAAUGUUUAUAUUUAUAAUAAUUCCCAAAAAAAUAAUUUUAUAGAUAAAAGAAAAAAACAAACGAUAAAAAUGAACAAAAUAAAUGAUGAAAUAUAUGGACAAGAUGAAAACAUAUUAUCAAACAAAUUAAGAACUUUACAAACUGAAACUAAAUUAAGAUUGCGAAGUGUAAGGACUGAUCGAACCGCUAACAGUAGCAAUAGUAGCAGUGGAAUGCUUCAAAAAUUGAAUAAAAUAAAUUUUUAUGAACAUAACAGAUCCAAUGAAUAUAAUAAUGUGAUAUAUCCUUGUGAAAUAUGUAAUAACUGUUUUAGUCAGAAAAAAAAUAAGAGAUAUAUUUCCAAUGAUAGUGUUCAUAAAGAUGUAGAAUAUGAAUGCAUUAAUAAAUAUGAUUGUUUAUAUUGCAAUAAAAAUAAAGUAAGGCAUGAUGUAACUCAUAAAAAAAAUCCCAAAGAUGAAAAUAAUAAAGGAUCAGAAUUCAAUAUUCAUAAAGAUUAUGAUAAAAUAAAUAAUAAUUUAUUAUUUAUAUCAAAAAAAAAUGAACUUGAAUCCUCUAAUUUAACCUCUUCUGAAUAUAUAUGCCCCCAAAAUUAUAACAAAAACUUUAAAUUGUUAACUAGUUAUCCACAUAAAACAUUUGAUAAAAUAAAAAAAUACUAUUAUAUUGCAGAAAAUGAAAAUAGAAGUACCUUUGAAAAUAAUCACGAUAAAUAUAAUAUGAACAAAGAAAUGCAUGGAAUGAUAGAAUCUGUGAAUCAAAAUAAAUGGAAAAAGAUGUCUGCAGAAAAUAUAUUGGGCAAUAAUAUAAAAAAUCUAAAUGAUAAAAAUGAUACACAAAACAUUUCUAAUGCCCAUUUUAGUGACGAAAAAGAAAAUGAGGAAAAAAAUGAAGAAAAAAAUGAGGAAUAUAUGCCUCCGAUUAAUAUUCAUAGAAAGAAAGAAGAAAGUUUAUUCAAAAAUUGUAAUAUGAAUAUUUAUAAUUCUGAGAUAUUUUCAGAUAAAAAAAAUAUAUGCAUGAACGAACAGUAUUCACGCUCUUACCCAGACUAUAAAAAAAUGGAAUAUCCAUUAAAUUAUCACAAAAUAAUUGAUAUAAAAAAUGAAAAAAAAGAAAACGAAUUGAAUAAUAUAAGUGGGAAUGAAUAUGUACAAGAUGAACCUUGUGUGUUCAAAAUAAAAAAUGAAGACAAUAGAUGUUUUAGUAAAGAUAUAUGUAUACUUGAUGUUAUAGAUAAAGGAAAUGAUAGUGUGAAUGUAUGUUCAUAUAAAUAUCCAAACAAAGAAAAUAUAAGUCCCUGGUUUUAUAAUGAUAAAAAUAAACUAACUCCGAGAAAAAUGCUAAAAGAAUUAUCAAAUAAAAGAAAAGAAUUUAAACAAGCUACUAGUAUAGUUAGUGAUAAAUUAAAAGAUAUAAAAAUUUUAUCUCGGCAUAUUAAUGAAUGUAAAGAUGUUUUAAAACAAGAAAAUAAUUAUUUUGAUAAAAAAAAUCAUAAAAAUUAUAAUAGUUCAUAUUAUAAUGAAAGUAAUAGAAAUGAAGAAUUUUGGGGGGUAUUAGAAAAAAAUGAAAAGGAACCAAAUUUAGGAAAUAAAAAAAAUUCGAAUUUGUUUGAUUUAGAUAAAGAUAACAUUUUUCCAGAAGAAAAAGUAGAACAAUCAUUUAAAAUGAAAAAUUUAGGCAUAAAUAAUAAUAUACUGGUUGAUAAAAAAACAAAAAAUAAUAAUUCUAGCAUAAAAAGUGCUGUUUUGAAAAAAAUUUUAAAAAUGAAAAUCGAAGCUAUGAAAAAGGAUUUUAUAAAAAAAGAACCAACACUAUUAAAUAGUGUAGAAGAAAAAGUUGAUGAUGGACAGGCUUGUUCAAUUAAAUCGAGAAAUGUUUCCUUUAGUGCACAUUUAAGUGAUGAUAAUAAACAAAGUUUAGAAAGUCGAAUAAUAAAUGAAAAGGGAAAAGAUGGAAAUAAUGACAGGAAAGAAUUUCCAAAUUCAAACAACUGUGAUAUAUACUGUAAACAAAAUCUAGAUAAUUGUUGUAAUGAAAAAAAAAGUAGUAAUAUAUAUGCCGAAAAUGUUCCUAUUAAAUGGAUAAAUAAUUAUAAAAAGAAUAAUAUUAGUAUGUGUAGAAAUAAUAGUGAAGAAAAAAUAAUUUCUAGUGAUAAUUUAGGUAGCGAAAUAAAUAGUAAUAAAAUUGGUGUAGUAUAUUUUAACGAAUCUUUUUAUUGUCAUUUAAAAAAUGUUAAUAACAAUGAUGUAUAUCCAAAUUCUGAGGAGCCAAUAAGUAAAGAAGAUAAAAGUUUACUUAUGAAAGCAUACUUAAAGGAUAAAAAAAAAAAAGACAAAGAAAACCAAACAAAUGAAAAAUGUAAAAAAUAUUUCUUAAAAUAUAACAUUGAAUAUUUUAAACUAGCUAAAUUAUUUUGUGAAGAUAAUAAUUUAUUUAAAAAUUAUGUACAAAAUAUGAGUGCUAAUAUAAGGGGAAAUGACAGCAAUAUGGAUCAAACUGUUUUAUCUAUUGUAAAAAAAUUCGAAUACAAGAAAUCCCCAAUUAAUGCACACAUUGAACAUGAUGUAAAUGUAAAGGAAAUUACGAAAGGGAAUGGUACCAAAUAUUUUUGCACACAAGAAAAAAGAGAAAAUAAUUUAACAAAUUGUAUAAAAAAAAAACAUUUAAAGGAUAGCUAUAAAAUUGAUGGUGACUACACCAAUGGUUAUAUAAACGAUAAAAAAAAUAUUAACAAUUAUGAUUUGAAUAUGGGAGAAACAGUGCCGAAAGGUAGUAACGCACAACCUUAUUUUAGUGUUGAUAAUGAACAUAUAAAUAAUAAUCGAACAAAUGUCAAAAUUCUAAACAAUACUAUUAAUAACAAUAUAAUAAAAAGAGAAAAUGAAAUUUAUAAAUUUUCAUCACCUGAAAUAAUUUGUGAAGGGAAAAAUUUGAAUAAACCUUCUAAAGUUUAUUUAACAAAAAAAUCAGGGAUUUCCUUAAAAAAAACUACACUUUUAAGAACGUCUGCGCUUGUAAAUAAGUAUGAAAAAUUGCGAUGCAAAUGA
Plasmodium berghei ANKA is the source of this 4407-nucleotide messenger RNA. Its product is annotated as conserved Plasmodium protein, unknown function. Bases 1 to 4407 code for a protein of 1468 amino acids. The transcript has a single exon. NCBI's taxonomy places the organism in Eukaryota, Apicomplexa, Aconoidasida, Haemosporida, Plasmodiidae. The record is from RefSeq and is a predicted model, not a curated record.